Bemisia tabaci is the source of this 1593-nucleotide messenger RNA. Lineage: Eukaryota; Metazoa; Arthropoda; Insecta; Hemiptera; Aleyrodidae. The record is from RefSeq and is a predicted model, not a curated record.
UUCUACGAAAUAAUGUGUAUUAUAUACAUAAUAUUGGGUGUGAUCUGGUUGAUUCUCUCUGCGCUCCAGUGGCAAGACCUUCUGCGAAUCCAAUUUUGGAUAGGAGGAGUCAUAUUUUUAGGUAUGUUGGAGAAAGCAACAUUUUACGCAGAGUAUCGUAGUAUCAAUGUCACAGGAAAAUCAGCCCUUGAUGGAGCUGCAAUGAUUGCGGAACUGGUUUCCUGUGCAAAACGUGCUCUUGCCAGAAUGCUAGUCAUAAUUGUCAGCGUUGGUUUUGGCAUUGUCAAACCCAGGCUGGGACCUGUACUUCACCAGGUGUUAGGUGUCGGUGCUUUGUAUUUUAUAUUUGCCUCUGUCGAGGCUUACGUCCGAGUGACAAGUUUAUAUCACGACAUGUCCAAAGCAAUGUACUUUGCCUCUAUACCCCUAGCAAUUUUGGACUCUUCAAUUUGCUGGUGGAUCUUCACGAGCCUAGUUCAAACCACUAGGGUACUUAGAUUAAGAAGGAAUGUAGUGAAAUUAACUUUGUACAGACAUUUUACCAAUACUUUGAUAUUUGCUGUCGUUGCUUCCAUAAUUUUCAUGUUGUACUCAAUCAAAGCCUUUCGACUUCCCGCCUGUCUCAAGGAUUGGAAAGAACUGUGGGUAGAUGAGGCAUUCUGGCAUUUCUUGUUCUCUGUUAUAUUAUUAGUAAUCAUGAUCCUAUGGAGGCCUACAAACAAUAAUCAAAGGUAUGCCCACACGUCCCUUCUAGAUGGAUCAGAAGACGAGGAGGAUGAGGAAGAAGAAAGGUUUAUCAAUGAUGCCUAUGGUGUGAAAUUAAGAGGCUUUGGAAGUCGUAGUAACUCUCCAACCAGAAACAAAUCAGCCAGCACCACGAAUAGUCCAGAAGAAGAUUUAAAGUGGGUGGAAGAAAAUAUCCCAACCGCUCUGGUUGACACGACGUUGCCAAUUUUGGAUUCUGAUGAGGAAGUCAUGACCACCAGGUUUGAAAUCUCAAAGAUGCAGUGAUCCUAAAUCUAGAAAUCUGCAGAGCUGACAUCAAUCAUCUAGGAAACAGUUCCUUUGUUCACAUUGCUCCUUCUAAGUUUUUUUUGUACUUGGCCAUGAAAAACCCCAACUUGUCAAGUGAGGCCCAAGAAAUUUUGUUUUCUCGAAGUAUCAGCGUUCCGAUCAGUGAUAUUUGUUACCUGUCAGAUACUUUAGACCGUUCUACUUUUGAAAAGUAGGACAGAUUUAGACUUAUUUACCUGAAAGACGUCUAUCUGCUAUGGAUAACAUGUGUAGGUAGACUCCUUUUAUGUAAAUGCCUCUGCCCAUGCGAACAAAGUCAGUCCACUUGCGGGAGUUUCAAAAAAAGUUACGUGUGCAAAAUUUAAGGACUAGUAACACAUCUUAAGUAGGGACAGACUUGAGAUUAAAAGAGAAAGACGCCAGUGUCGGGAAUUAAUAAGCGCUCACAAAUAUUGUUUGCAAACACUUCAUGAAAAGCCAGAGUUUUAUAAAAUUUCUUCAAAGAGACCUCUUCCAUGUAAUGAAAUCCUCACUUGACGCUGCAUUUUUAUAUUCUUUGUUGUUACAUAUUUUCUGUUA